This is a messenger RNA of Choloepus didactylus (southern two-toed sloth), 5917 nucleotides long. It is a transcript of the gene PHLDB2, whose product is annotated as pleckstrin homology like domain family B member 2. The coding region runs from base 271 to 4191 and encodes 1306 amino acids. Gene Ontology annotation, biological process: regulation of microtubule cytoskeleton organization. Gene Ontology annotation, cellular component: basal cortex. The transcript is spliced from 22 exons. Lineage: Eukaryota; Metazoa; Chordata; Mammalia; Pilosa; Megalonychidae. The record is from RefSeq and is a predicted model, not a curated record.
AGCAAGUUGUUGUCCGUGACCACUGCAGAGACCAGGGAGAGCGGAGAAGGAAACCGAGGGGCAACGCCUCGCUUUCAGGCGUGGGGAAAAGCAGAAGCCUACGCUGAUGCUUCUUCCCAACGUCCUAAACUCUUCAGGGAGGACUGGAACAGCUGUGGAUCAUUGGUUUUAGGUCGGGUCUGAAGCUGAGAGAAGAAUCUGGAUUCAGAAGCAGCAGUGAAGGCUGGCAUUGAUCCCAGUUUCUCCUUUGAGAGUGAGCAGAAGAUCCUGAUGGAGGAGGAUGAUACCCAGAGAAAAGAUUCCAUGGAGGAUGGAAUUGGUGAAGUGCAACAUCUUGAUUCCAGCAAGAUUACGGCAGAGCCCAGCCACAUGCAAAAGCAGUUGGAUUUUCAAAAUGGUAGCCUAGAGGAAGACUUCGUGGUGAAUUCCCUUGAGAACGAUCCCCAGAACAUGAUGGAGAGCUUAAGCCAGAAGAAAUAUUCUUCCAGUCUGAGAUUUAAAGCCAAUGGAGAUUAUUCUGGUUCCUAUUUAACCCUCUCACAACCAGUGCCUGCUAAGAGAAGCCCUUCUCCCUUGGGAACCAGUGUCAGAAGUAGCCCCUGCUUGGCCAAAAUCCAGGGAAACAAGCCAUUCUCUUGUGAUGGCACUGACAAAAAUGUUUCCAUGAAACCUCCCGCUCCUUUACUCAGCACUUCGCUCUCCCUCGGUGGAUACCCACUUGGGAGAGCGGACUUCGAACACUGUACUGGCAGGGAUGGUGAAAGGUCCUUGAGGCUCUCCGAGAAGCCUCCCUACUCCAAAUAUAGCUCAAGGAAUAAAUCCCAUGACAAUGUUUACUUUCUCGGAGGGGUGGAAGGCCGGAAGGCCUCUGGCUCCCUCUUGGCCAUGUGGAAUGGAAGCUCCCUGAGCGAUGCUGUGCCCUCUCCCAUCAGCAGCUCAGGGGCGGCGAGCAUGCCUUCAAGCCCAAAGCAAGCCCGGAAGAUGAACAUUCAGGACAACCUGAACCUUCAGCCCAAGUUAGCCAGACACAAGGAGCUAACGUCUGAAAACACCAGUUUCAGAACCAGGAAGUAUUCGGGCAGCAGUAGCCUGAGUCACAUGGGGGCCUAUAGCCGAUCGCUUCCCAGGCUGUACAAAGCCACCGAGAACCAGCUGAUGCCUCUCAGUUUGCCUCCAAGAAACUCUCUGGGCAAUUCCAAACGAACAAAACUGGGAGAAAAGGAUCUACCUCAUAGCAUGAUAGACAAUGACAACUACCUUAAUUUUUCUUCUCUGAGCUCGGGGGCUUUACUGUAUAAAACCUCUGCAUCUGAGGGCAGUCCGUAUGUGAGUUCCACCCUCAGCAUCCCUGCCAGUCCCCGCGUGGCUCGGAAGAUGCUUCUGGCGUCCACGUCCUCUUGUGCCUCUGACGACUUUGAUAGGGCUCCGUACUCAGGGACAAGCCCAAGUCAUUCCUUUCUUCCCGGUGACCCGGACAGAGUAUUUGCAAACAGGAGGAACUUCUCUUGUGGAUCUGUAGAGUUUGAUGAUUCUGAUCUGGACAGCCUCAGACAGUCCUCAGGAACUCCCCAGCCUGUUCUUCGAGAGCGAAAAAGCAGCAUUAGCUCCAUUUCAGGACGCGACGACCUGAUGGAUUAUCACCGGCGGCAGAGGGAGGAAAGACUCAGGGAGCAGGAGAUGGAGCGCCUGGAGAGACAGCGUCUGGAGACAAUCCUCAGUCUUUGUGCUGAGUACACAAAGCCUGACAGUCGCUUGUCUACUGGCACAACUGUGGCAGAUGUGCAGAAAAUCAAUAAGGAGCUUGAGAAGCUGCAGCUCUCUGAUGACGAAUCUGUGUUUGAAGAUGCUCUGGUGAGCCCUGACACAAGAUACAGGUGCCAUCGGAAAGGGUCUCUCCACGAUGCGGACACCACAGGCUUCGGGGGCCUCUGUCAGAGCAGUGCCUGCUUCCUCUCCCCAAGGAGCAUCAGAAAUGAGGAACUGUUCAGUGACCUCACCAAGGGUCCCCCUCUACCUUCCUCUGCCUUUUUGAAAGCUUCCAGCGAGUCCACUUAUCUAAGUAUGGCACCAAAGACCCCAGAGAGUAUAAGCGAAGAACAAAGGGCUCAGGAGCUGGUUGCAAUGGAAGAGACCCGGAUAGUAAUUCUGAACAAUCUUGAAGAACUUGAACAAAAAAUCAAAGAUAUAAAUGACCAGAUGGAUGAAUCCUCCAGAGAGUUGGAUAUGGAAUGUGCCCUUUUGGAUGGAGAACAGAAAUCUGAAACAACUGAACUUAUGAAGGAGAAGGAGAUUUUGGAUCAUCUAAAUCGAAAAAUAGCAGAACUGGAAAAGAACAUUGUUGGUGAAAAGACCAAGGAGAAGGUAAAGCUUGAUGCUGAAAGGGAAAAACUAGAGAGGCUCCAGGAGCUUUACUCCGAGCAGAAGACCCAGCUGGACAAUUGUCCUGAGUCCAUGAGGGAACAAUUACAACAACAGCUGAAGAGGGACGCGGACCUGUUAGAUGUUGAGAGCAAACACUUUGAAGACUUGGAGUUCCAGCAGCUGGAGCACGAGAGCCGUCUAGAUGAGGAAAAAGAGAACCUGACACAACAGCUGCUGCGUGAAGUGGCUGAGUAUCAACGUAACAUUGUGACUAGAAAGGAAAAAAUAUCUGCAUUGAAAAAGCAAGCCAAUCAUAUUGUCCAGCAGGCUCAGAGGGAACAAGAUCAUUUUGUGAAAGAAAAGAAUAAUUUAAUAAUGAUGCUGCAAAGAGAAAAGGAGAAUCUUUGUAAUUUGGAAAAGAAAUAUUCCAGCCUUUCUGGGGAGAAGGGGUUUCCUGUCAACCCUAAUACUCUAAAAGAGGGCUAUAUCAUUGUAAAUGAAAUUAAUGAGCCAUGUGGCCAUUCUACGAAUCUGUCCCCUUCCACUCAGUUCCCUGCUGAUGCUGACGCAGUUGUCACUGAGCCCGCCACAGCUGUGCUGGUGAGCCAGCCACAAAAUAAAGAGCACUUUAGAAGUCUGGAAGAAAGGAAAAAACAGCAUAAAGAAGGCCUCUAUCUGAGUGACACUUUGCCUCGAAAGAAAACCACACCUUCCAUAUCCCCCCAUUUCAGCAGUGCUACCAUGGGGAGAAGCACCGCCCCAAAGGCUCAUCUGCCCCUGGGACAGAGCAAUAGCUGUGGCAGUGUGCUCCCCAACUCGCUGGCAACCAUGACCAAAGACUCAGAAUCUCGCAGAAUGCUCAGAGGAAAGUCCAAGAAAGGAAGAAUGAAUUUCGCUGCAGGAGCAAUUAGUAAUUCCAAAAGUUCAAGUAUCAAAGGGUAUAAUCACCAACAGAUGAGUGAAGGACAAAGGCAAAAACCCUCUGAGUUUUACAACCGCACAGCAUCUGAAUCAAAUGUUUACUUGAAUAGUUUCCGUUACCCAGAUCACAGCUACAAGGACCAGGCCUUUGAUACUUUGAGUCUUGACAGCUCUGAUAGCAUGGAAACCAGCAUCUCUGCUUGCUCACCUGAUAAUAUCUCUAGUGCCAGCACAUCAAAUAUUGCCAGAAUAGAAGAAAUGGAGAGACUUUUGAAACAGGCCCAUGCAGAAAAGACAAGGCUGCUUGAAUCCAGGGAACGGGAAAUGGAAGCCAAAAAACGAGCUCUGGAAGAAGAAAAACGACGCCGAGAACUCCUGGAAAAACGAUUGCAAGAAGAAACUAGCCAGAGGCAGAGGUUAAUAGAAAAGGAAGUAAAAAUAAGGGAGAAACAAAGGGCACAGGCUCGUCCUUUGACACGCUAUCUGCCUGUCCGGAAAGAAGACUUUGACUUGCGGAGCCACGUAGAGACUGCUGGCCACAAUAUUGAUACCUGUUAUCAUGUAUCAAUCACAGAGAAGACAUGCCGAGGAUUCCUCAUCAAAAUGGGUGGAAAAAUUAAAACUUGGAAAAAACGUUGGUUUGUUUUUGAUCGGAACAAGCGAACAUUCUCUUAUUAUGCAGACAAGCAUGAAGCUAAAUUAAAAGGUGUAAUAUACUUUCAAGCCAUUGAAGAAGUAUAUUAUGACCACCUGAAGAAUGCUAAUAAGAGUCCUAAUCCAUUACUCACUUUUAGUGUCAAGACGCAUGACAGGAUCUAUUAUAUGGUGGCCCCAUCGCCGGAAGCCAUGCGGAUCUGGAUGGAUGUUAUAGUUACUGGAGCAGAAGGUUAUACUCACUUCUUGUUGUAGGAAACUGCGGCAGCAGUCCACUUCAGGGCAGACUGCAAUAAUCUCUUACAAGAAUGAAGCCAUAUUCAAUCCCAGGUGGAAAGACCCAACAGACCCAUCCCUUUUUCCUGUAUCUACUCAGAAGUCCUUUCAUAUUAACAAGAAGUCAUUUGUAAUAGAGGAAGAAGUGGUUUUAAUUCAAAGCCUGAUCAUAAAUAGCAAAAGAAACAAAGAUUCUAUGUGAAAGAAAACACUAUUUUGAUAAAUAGCAUUACUCUAGGACAUUUCUUUUAAACUGUUUUUUUUUAAUCACUUGUUGGUUUUGGUAAAACAAACUAAACAGUUUACAAAAUGUGUGUACUUGGAUAUAAGAAAUUAUUUUAGCAUCCAAAUUAUUAGCAUAAUAUUGGUAAACAACUGGCUUUAAAAAUAUUUGCAUUUUGCUAAGGUUAUUUUAUAAAUAUAAGCAAGUAAAGGCUUGGAGGGGAAUAUAUUUUAGGAGUAUUUGCCUUAAUUUUUAAGUACUGCAACAAAACUAAAGCCAAAGACUUGACAUAUCUUCUAUUUCACAGGAGUUUCAAGUGAUGAACUGCAUUUAGUGAUCCUCUACAUUUUAAAAUAGUAUUUUGAUGCCAUUAAGUGCCCAGGAAGUUGUCUUUGAAGGGUCACCAUUGGCAUAAGCUACUGUACAUAUAUAUAGCAAACCACUUUAUGUAACAGAAGAAUGAACAAAAGCUGUGCUUUAAAAAGAAGCAGACUUAAACAAGAGACAGGCUGUCACACUGGGCAAUCUUAAAUAAAUAGAGUAUUUCGUGUUAGGAGCUUAAUUUGAUGAUGAUUUCUCCAUUCCUUGUGCUGAGAAUGAAGGCAAGCAGUAGCUGAUUUCCUUUAGACCAUUCGAUUUAUCUUCUCUGAGCAUACCUGGCAAUUGCAGUCUCACAUGACAUAACUAUGAAAUCAGAACUCCGUUUUCACCAAAGAACAGACCAAUAAAUCCUUAUUUGCAAGAGUGGUGUAAUUCUAUGAAAAGGCAAAUGAAGUUCAACUUAACAUUCUGUGUAAUACACUAUUUUAUUAUGUAUUUCUUUACAAUUAGUUUUUGUUUUUUAGAAUUAAAUUAAUUUUUGUUGAACAAAAUGACUUCAGGCAAGUCUGUUUUAUAAUGGUUUUCCAUUUACCAUUUAUCCCAUUUUAUCUUGUUGCGUGUGAUUUUAAGUAUGAAUGUACUCUUUCUGAAAACAUGGCAAAAUAGUAGAAGUAGAAAAUAAUGAUGUUACUUAUAGUAUGAGGUGAAAUGAUUAGAUUAUAGAAGUAUCUCUCAAUAAAAUCUUUGUCAGGCCUAAUUGGGUACAAUUUUUUUCUUUUUUUUAAAUUUGCUGUGAGGUUUGAAUACAUGUUGGUAAUAGUAAGAUUUUUGCAACUGGAUGACACAUGGUUUUAAUUGAACAUUGAAAGAUAAAAUCAUGAUUGCAAAAGACAGUUUUAGAAUCUGUUUUUUAAGAGAUUACAUGUAAACCCUGUAAUGUUCUAAGAGUGAAAUGCAAUUGAUAAAAGUUUGUUGAUUAAUGUUAGUUAUAAUAUUUCUGUACUGUACUUUACUUUCUUCAGAGGAUUGUAAAGUUAUCCUAAUCAACUUUAUAUCUUGCAUGAUGUAGUAAACCUUUUAAACAUGUGUGUUAAAAUAUGCUGGGUUUGGAUUAAAUUGUUGGCCUAAUUUCACAUUUGAAAAUAAAUUCAUCUCACAUUU